AUGAACACCGGCGAAGAUGGUGCACCGGACUUCUCUAUGGAAGUGGACCAGAGAAGAGCAUCCCUGCUGCGUGCGAGUGCGUUUGCCCUGUCGCAGCAUCUUUUGCCGCCCACCAGCGAAGGGCAAGCGUCGAUGGUGCAACCGCCAUCGCAGAAUGCAGCUUCGCAGCCAUCGCCAGCCGCAGUUCCAGCGCCCACCACCGAUUCGGCGAUGAUGAUGCAGAUGAUGCAAGAGCAGAUGCAGCAGCAGCAGCAGCUCAUUUCGCGUAUGCUGCAACAGCCACAGUCACAAGUUACAAACCAGCAAAGCCAGGCCUUCCCGACGCAGGUCAUUGCCCCCAGUAAUCCGGAGUUGAUUAUUGAGGCGUUGUCGGGUAGCAUCACCGAGUUCCGGUACGAGGCGGAAUCCGAAAUAACUUUCGAUACGUGGUUCGCGCGCUACGAGGACCUGUUCGCACAGGAUGCCUCCCGCCUCGACGAUGCAGCAAAGGUGCGCUUACUGGUGCGCAAGUUAGGCCCUGCGGAGCACGCACGCUACGCUAGUUUCAUCCUGCCCAGCGUUCCUCGGGAGAUACCGUUCGAUGAAACGGUGAAAAAGCUGAAGGCCCUUUUUGGGAGAGCUGAAACGCUUGUGAGUAAGCGCUACAAGUGUUUGCAGCUAACGAAAUCUCGUACGGAGGAUUUCGUGUCAUUUGUUUGCCGCGUGAACCGCUCCUGCGUCAACUUUCAGCUGUCCGCAAUGAGCGAGGAGCAGUUCAAAUGCCUGAUAUUAGUGUGCGGCUUAAAGGAUGAUGCUGAUGCGGACGUGCGCACGAGACUUCUCUCUCGUAUCGAGGAGAGAACCGACUUCACGCUAGAGCAGCUCUCCGCUGAGUGUGAGCGAAUCUCCAGCUUGAAGGUGGAUAGCGCCAUGAUCGCUACUCAGGCGGAGGAGCAAAUCCUAGCACUAAGAAGUAGAAGCAAUGCACAACAGCAGGCGAGCAAGUGGAAACAAAGAAAGCAGUACCAGCAUACGAGGAACAGUGAUAAUGCAACGGAUUGUGUACCAAGGCGAAUGUACACAUUCAGCUCAAGCCAAAUCACCGUUCUGUGUUUUUUUCCUAAGCGCCCGGUAGCGUAUGCGAUGCGAGCAACGGUGGACAAGGAGCUCGAUCGCUUAGAGGAUCUAGGGGUGAUUACUCCGGUGGAUUAUUCGGACUGGGCGGCCCCAAUUGUGGUGGUGAGGAAGCAGAACGGCAGCGUGCGGAUAUGUGGAGAUUAUUCAACUGGGUUGAAUGCAGCUCUUCAAUCGUACGAAUAUCCACUCCCACUCCCAGAGGAUAUUUUUGCAAAACUGGCACAAUGCAAGUAUUUUUCAAAAAUUGAUCUAACGGAUGCAUUCUUGCAGGUAAAAAUUAAAGAGGAAUAUCGUCCACUCCUGACGAUUAACACGCAUCGCGGAUUGUACCAUUACAACCGUCUACCACCUGGCAUUAAAAUUGCUCCAGCCGCGUUCCAGCAACUCAUCGAUGCAAUGCUCUCCGGCCUAAAAUGUACAUCUGGGUACAUGGAUGAUGUAGUUGUUGGUGGCAAAACAGAAAGCGAGCACGAUGAGAAUUUGCUCAACCUUUUCCGGCGCAUAAAGGAGUACGGAUUUACAAUCCGAGCGGAAAAGUGUUCGUUUAAAAUGCCAAGGAUAGAGUACCUGGGUUUUGUUAUCGACAGGCAGGGUCUCAGACCAAACCCAGCGAAAAUAGAUGCGAUCCUGAAGAUGCCAGCACCGACGAACGUUAGUGAGGUUCGGUCUUUUCUGGGUACUGUGAAUUAUUACGGAAAAUUUGUACCAAAGAUGCGAGAAUUGCGAUACCCGCUGGAUGCAUUGCUCAAAAACGACACCAAAUUUGUUUGGACACGGGAGUGCGCAAAUGCUUUUAACAGGUUCAAAGACCUGUUAGCAUCCGACUUGCUGCUGACGCACUACGACCCGAAUGCAGAGAUAGUGGUCUCUGCCGAUGCAUCGUCGGUUGGACUAGGCGCGACCAUAAGCCACAGGUACGCGGAUGGCUCGCUGAAGGUUGUUCAGCACGCAUCGAGAGCCCUUACGAAGGCUGAAGCAAAUUAUAGCCAAAUUGACCGCGAAGGUUUGGCGAUUAUAUUUGCUGUGAAAAAGUUUCAUAAGAUGCUAUUUGGGCGCCACUUCCGACUGCAAACCGAUCAUCGACCCUUGUUGCGGAUUUUCGGGUCACAUAAGGGUAUACCAGUGUACACGCCAAAUAGGUUGCAGCGGUUUGCAUUGCAGUUGCUGAUGUACGACUUUACCAUCGAGUACGUACAAACCGAUAAGUUUGGCAAUGCGGACGUGCUCUCAAGGCUGAUAUACGAGCACGCAAAACCGGAUCCGGAAUACGUAAUCGCAAGCGCUGAGUUGGAAAAUGAUGUAAGUUCCAUAGCAUCAUACUGUAUUAAUAUAUUUCCACUCAAUUUUAGAGACGUUGCGAAGGCCACGGAGUCCGACCCUGUCCUGAAGAAGGUUUACGGAUACAUCAUGGAAGGGUGGCCCCAAAAUGUCGCGUAUGCUGCAGAGCUGGCUUGCUUUUACCACAGAAGCGAAGCCCUAACCACGGUGCGUGGUUGCAUUUUGUUUGGGGAAAGAGUGGUGAAAGCUGCAGCAGCGUUGCUUGAAGCAACUACAUGAAGGGCACCCCGGUAU
Molecule: messenger RNA, 2688 nt
Organism: Anopheles arabiensis
Lineage: Eukaryota; Metazoa; Arthropoda; Insecta; Diptera; Culicidae
Exons: 2
Coding region: 1-2673 (890 amino acids)
Source: RefSeq, a predicted model, not a curated record